Messenger RNA from Cajanus cajan (pigeon pea), 1593 nucleotides. RefSeq names its product F-box/LRR-repeat protein At3g26922. NCBI's taxonomy places the organism in Eukaryota, Viridiplantae, Streptophyta, Magnoliopsida, Fabales, Fabaceae. Gene Ontology annotation, molecular function: protein binding. The record is from RefSeq and is a predicted model, not a curated record.
AAAGCAUCUGUUCACGUGAAUCCAUCGAUUCUAUUUUGUAACUGGUUUUUCGCUCUAGAAUCAGAUCUGCUGAAUCCUCAAGCCAAGCCAAGAUUAUCACUCAAGGUUAUCAAUAGAAGGAACAGAAAAAGAAGGGAAGUUGGUGGGGAAGAUGGAGAGGCUAAGCUUAUGUAGAAGAAAUAGGAGAGAUGACAAAGACAGGUUGAGUGAGUUGCCUAACAACUUGCUGCUUCACAUUAUGAGUUUUAUGGAGACAAGGGAUGCUAUUCAAACUUGUGUUUUGGCUAAAAGAUGGAAGAACCUGUGCAAACGUCUCAAUAAUCUCUCUUUCAAUUUCGAGUAUAGCAGAAGCCGUAACAAUUUUCAAGAUUUUGUAUACUGGACUUUGUUUAGACGAGAUCACUCAAUUUCAUUGCUGAAGCUUCGGAUAUAUUCUUAUUUCUCCUGUUACAGACAGCUUGAACUCUUAUACUGUGUCAUGGAAUAUGCUGCCAUGCACAAUGUCCAGCACUUGGACAUAGAUAUGGACGUAGAUAUAGAAUUAAUUGGUCGUUUCAGCUUUGAGUUUGACCCUUUUGUUUAUUUCUAUCCAUCUUUGACAACUCUACGGCUUUCUGGGGAUAUAUUUUGCCCUACUCCUACUCUAAAACUCCCUAAAAUUCUCAAGUCACCUGUUUCAUUAGAAACCUUGCGUCUCGUCUAUGUAUCUUUUACUACAAGUGAGAAUAACAUCGCUGAUCCAUUUUCAAAUUGUAACUUUUUGAAUACCUUGGUCCUUGUCCUAUGUUCUUUGGACAAGGAUGAGAAUGAUAAAUUCUUUCACAUAUCUAAUUCUAAUCUCUCCAAUUUGGUACUGGUUGGCUCUACAUGUGAUGUUUUCAAAAUUGUCCUUUCUACUCCAAAUCUUAGAUCUCUCACUCUCAACCAAAUCUGUUCUGAUCGAAUUUCCUUUGCAUGUAACCUCUUAUUUCUUGAAGAAAUAAUUAUUGACUCCUGUCUGUAUAAUCCUGUUUGCUCCAUCUGGCUAGAUGUGUUCAGUAAUGUUAAGAAGAUGACUAUCACUACCUGUACCCUUGAUACUGUACUAGAUGAUCUAGCAGGUCUUGAAAUAAGAAUUACUCAAUCUCCUCGCUUUGCUAGAUUGGAGUCACUGAUCGUGAAAAAGGAUCCAUGCAUGGAAUUUUCUGAUGUAAAAGUGAAUCGGAUACUGAAGUAUAUACUUCAGAACUCUCCAUUAGCUAGGGUUGAUCUCGUGAAGAAUGGAAAGUUAUAUCCCUAUUCCAUUCUUAAUUAUAGGCAUCCGUGAAAGAAAUGCAGCACUGGGAAAAUUUAAGUUCAAGAGGAGGUCGAAGAGUAACACAGAUAGAAAUGAGGACAAGGGAAUGAUCGUGAGAACUGAAUUUGUUCUGCUUCUUAUGACGAAAUUUAAUAGUUUAAUUAAUCUUUAUGUUUUGUAUGAGUUCAUACAUUGACAUCCUAUUAUAGGUUAUUGUGUUGUUGUGAGUUUCUUGUUUAUCUCCUUUUAGAAUUUAGUUUGUUGUUUUGAAUGAAUUAAAACUCUUAUGUUAUCGUUGUUUUGAAUGAUGUGCUUGA